Pseudoliparis swirei is the source of this 1676-nucleotide messenger RNA. RefSeq names its product hydroxypyruvate isomerase (gene hyi). Gene Ontology annotation, molecular function: hydroxypyruvate isomerase activity. Gene Ontology annotation, biological process: glyoxylate metabolic process. The coding region runs from base 207 to 1016 and encodes 269 amino acids. The transcript is spliced from 8 exons. Lineage: Eukaryota; Metazoa; Chordata; Actinopteri; Perciformes; Liparidae. The record is from RefSeq and is a predicted model, not a curated record.
AGACGCUGGCAAACUUCUGCUGAUACUUUUUCGUAACUAUUUGCAAGAUAAAUAUAUGAAUAUUAAUACAGCUAACGCCGCAAGAAGAAAGGUAAAUAGGUGGAAACCAAGCGCUCCUUCUAAAGCUAACCGUGUCGCCCCGCUGCUGUCGGCUGAACGUUCCGGCCGAACCUCGGGUCGUCGGUCCCUGCAGGUCAACCGACAUCAUGGCUCCGCUCAAGUUCUGCGCGAAUAUCUCCUGGCUGUUCACGGAGCUGCCGGACUUCAGCCAGAGGAUAUACGCGGCCGCCUCGGCGGGCUUCCGGGCUGUGGAGGCAGCCUGGCUCUACGAGUCCGACCUGGAGGAGCUUCAGAGAGCCAGGGAGGCUACAGGGGUGGAGGUGGUCCUCAUCAACACCCCGCCCGGAGAUAUAAAAAGAGGCGAUCUGGGGCUUGGCGCCGUUCCUGGAAGAGAGGCAGAGUUCAGACGGGGUCUGGAUCUGGCUCUGAAGUAUGCAAGAGCUUUGGACUGCAAGAGGAUCCACCUGAUGGCAGGGAGAGUUCCUGAGGGCUCACACAGAACAGAGGUUGCCAAGGAGAUGGAGGCCAUCUUUGUGCAGAACCUAAACUAUGCUGCUGAUAUCUUCUCAAAGGAAGGAAUCACUGGUUUGAUUGAGCCAAUCAACACGAGGAUGACAGAUCCCAGGUACUUCCUGGACUCUCCUCAUCAGGCUGCUGCCAUACUGGAGAAGGUCGGGAAGCCCAACAUCAAGCUGCAAAUGGACAUCUUUCACUGGCAAAUAAUGGAUGGAAACCUGACAUGGAACAUACACAAGUAUUUACCUAUAAUUGGUCAUGUUCAGAUUGCUCAGGUUCCAGGCAGGAAUGAGCCGGACAGUGAUGGAGAGCUCAACUACAGAUACCUGUUCAACACACUGGAGAACCUCCACUACCAGGGAUAUGUCGGCUGUGAAUACAAGCCACUGGGCUCCACAGAGGAGGGUCUGGGUUGGAUGAAAGAGUGCUUCAAGGAGUAGCUGGACAGUUUAUAGGGGCCAAACACAUACAAUCUACAUACCUGCAAACUUGUCACCUUUCGGUGAAAUUCACCGUUUUGAAAUCAAAAUAGGUCAUCCAAGUGAAUCGUGUAGAUCCGAAGAGUUUUUGUUUUGGGGUAGGGGGGGGGGGGGUCAACUGGUCGGCCGGCGUUUAUGAGAUUGGAGUGAGACACGGAGAAAAUGUGAUGUGGUGAUCUUCGCAAUAAAACAUCUUUGAUGGGACGUGUCGCGUCUCGGCCAAUCAGCGUUCAGAUGUCGACAGCGUUUAGGGGGUUUAGGUUAGCUUGAAUGUCACCCCGCUACAUCUACUGCUGUCACGCUGCACGGUGUAGCGAUACUAACAAAGUACCCGUACGUUAAACACGAUAUGAUUUAGCAUAUUUUUUGUUUCAAUACUUCAUUAAAAGAGCGAUCAGAGCGCACGCGCUGCUCCGUGUCACGCUGUCUGCACGCAAUGCGCUGCGCAGCGCUCACAGCGAGUGGCGUCAAGUGGCGGAGCUUUUGAGACUUAGUCUUCAGCUUUAAAAAAAAGAAGAAAAAGAUGAUUCCAGAAGUGAAAUGUUUCAGUUCUUUGUCUCCAAGGCAGACAGUCUGUAAAGUUCUGUAACUCUACAGCUGCUCAUCCUGAUGAACUCUGUA